AUGGAGAAGCCGCGGCGGGCGGUGGUGGUGACGGGGUUUGGCCCCUUCGGGGAGCAUGCUGUCAACGCCAGCUGGAUCGCCGUGCAGGAGCUGGAGAAGCUUGGGCUGGGAGCUGAUGUGGAGCUGCACGUCUAUGAGGUGCCAGUGGAGUACCAGACGGUGCAGAGGCUGAUCCCUGCGCUGUGGAAGAAGCACAGCCCCCAGCUGGUGGUCCACGUGGGGGUCUCAGGUAUGGCUACGACUGUGACCCUGGAGAAGUGUGGCCACAACGUGGGCUACAAGGGGCUGGACAAUUGCCGCUUCUGCCCUGGCUCCCAGUGCUGUGUGGAGGGCGGCCCAGAGUGCAUCGACUCCGUCAUUGACAUGGACACAGUCUGCAAGAGGGUCUCAGCCCUGGGGCUGGAUGUCACAGUCACCAUCUCCAAGGAUGCUGGCAGGUACCUCUGUGACUUCACCUACUACACAUCCCUGUACCAGAGCCGCGGGCGGUCAGCUUUUGUCCAUGUGCCUCCCCUGGGCAAGCCCUACAGUGCCCAGCAGCUGGGCAGGGCCCUGCAGGCCAUCAUAGAAGAGAUGCUGGAUGUCUUGGAGUGCUCUGAAGACAAAAUCAACUGCCAGCAUGAACAUUGAGAGUGGGCAGAAGCUACCCUAG
Molecule: messenger RNA, 652 nt
Organism: Indicator indicator
Lineage: Eukaryota; Metazoa; Chordata; Aves; Piciformes; Indicatoridae
Gene: PGPEP1
Product: pyroglutamyl-peptidase I
Exons: 5
Coding region: 1-630 (209 amino acids)
Biological process (GO): proteolysis
Cellular component (GO): cytosol
Molecular function (GO): pyroglutamyl-peptidase activity
Source: RefSeq, a predicted model, not a curated record